Messenger RNA from Aspergillus thermomutatus, 648 nucleotides. Its product is annotated as cutinase family protein. Gene Ontology annotation, biological process: carbohydrate catabolic process. Bases 1 to 648 code for a protein of 215 amino acids. Gene Ontology annotation, molecular function: cutinase activity. The record is from RefSeq and is a predicted model, not a curated record. Gene Ontology annotation, cellular component: extracellular region. The transcript is spliced from 3 exons. Lineage: Eukaryota; Fungi; Ascomycota; Eurotiomycetes; Eurotiales; Aspergillaceae.
AUGUCUCUGCGCUCACUCUUCGUAGCUGCCUUGACCACUCUGGCAAUGGCAGCACCUGCUUCCGAGAUCCAGGCCCGUCAAGGCAUGACCUCCAACGAGCUCGAAAGCGGCGCUUGUCGUGAUGUGACUUUCAUCUUCGCUCGAGGCUCCACCGAGCAGGGCAACAUGGGUUUCAUCGUGGGACCCGGAGUCUGCAGCUCGCUGAAGAGCGAUCUGGGCUCCGACAAGGUCGCCUGUCAGGGUGUGGGAGGGGCAUAUACCGCACAAUUACUUCCCAACUUCCUUUCUCAGAACACGGAUCAGGCAUCCAUCGAUGCAGCCACGGAUAUGUUCAAUCUGGCCAACACCAAGUGUCCGAAUACGAAGAUUGUGGCUGGUGGAUACAGCCAAGGUUCUGCCGUCAUAGACAAUGCGAUUCAGGCGCUUGACAGUGAUCUCGAAGCGAAGGUCAAGGGAGUGGUCCUGUUUGGAUUCACCCGUAAUGUGGUCGAUAAGGGACAAAUCCCGGGUUAUCCCACGGACCAGACCAAGAUCUAUUGCGCCUUUGGUGACCUGGUUUGUGAUAAUACGCUGAUUAUCACCCCGGCGCACUUGAGCUAUGGAGUGGAUGCAGGGGAUGCUGCCAAGUUUCUUGCUUCAAAGGUCUAG